AUGCGGAGCUCGAGUGGAGUCGCCCAGAGCAGAGCUCGUUUGGCGAGCCUCAGCCUGUUGUGCUUGGUGUUGGCACCAGGAGUGAGUGCGCUUGUCGAUAGCUCUGGGUUGAGCAACUAUUCUUUUGCUGAGAACUUUAUGUUCGGUGUAGCGACGGCCGCGUUUCAAAUUGAAGGAGGAUGGAAUACUGGAGAGAAAGGUGAAAGUAUGUGGGACACAUAUUUGCACAAGCAUCCUAAUUUUACAGUAGACGGAUCAAAUGGAGAUAUUGCAGCUGAUUCUUAUCACAAAUAUAAAUUAGACAUAAACAAUGUUAAAUCUCUUGGCGUUAAAUUUUACAGAAUGUCUAUUUCUUGGCCAAGAAUACUUCCCCAAGGAUUCGACAAUGUAAUAAACAAGGAUGGUGUGCGGUACUACCGUACCAUAUUUAAGGAGCUUUUGAAAGAAAAUAUCACUCCAGUUGUAACACUAUUUCACUGGGAUUUGCCUACGCCACUUAUGGAUUUGGGUGGUUGGAGUAAUCCUAAGAUUAUCGAUUACUUCGAAGAUUACGCGAAGACCGCGUUUACGGUUUUCGGUGAUUUAGUUAAAGUAUGGACUACUAUGAAUGAACCUCAUCAACAUUGUUAUAAUGGAUAUGGCAGUAAUAAUUUUGUUCCAGCAAUUAUGUCUAACGGUGUUGGAGAAUACUUGUGCACUCACUAUAUGUUACUUGCACAUUCAAGAGCAUAUCAUCUCUACGAUAAAAAAUUCAGACCUCAUCAGAAAGGAAAAAUUGGCAUCACAUUAGAUGCUUUUUGGGCGGAACCAAAAAAUAAUCGUAAGAUGUCAGAUCGCGAGGCAGCGGAAAGAUAUCUGCAAAUGCAUCUGGGGAUUUUCGCUCAUCCAAUAUAUUCCUUAGAAGGUGACUAUCCAGUACUAGUACGAGAACGUGUCAAUAAUAUAAGUCAGUCUCAGGGUUUCACGAGAUCUCGCUUACCGUAUUUUUCAAACCAUGAGGUCAAUUUACUACGAGGAAGUUCUGACUUUUUCGGUCUGAACCAUUAUACAACAUUCCUUAUGUCAGAUCUGCUUAUGCAAAAGGAUUGGAAAAUUCCUUCGUGGGACCACGAUACAGGUGUAAAGAUGGAACAAAGUCCUAAGUGGCCAAAACCAGGAGCUGCUUGGUUAUCCGUUUAUCCACCUGGAUUCAGGAAAGUUUUGAACUGGAUCACGAAGAACUACGGAACCAGAAUUCCUAUAAUCGUGACAGAAAAUGGCGUGUCCGAUUUCGGCGGGCUAAAUGAUUAUUCCCGUGUUUCGUAUUAUAAUAACUACAUGAAUCAAUUGCUGCUCGCAAUCAAUGAAGAUGGUUGCAAUGUACAAGGGUAUUUCGCUUGGACUCUAAUGGACGACUUUGAGUGGACGGACGGAUAUACCGUCAAAUUUGGACUUUUCCAUGUGGACUUCAAUAGCACAGAAAAAACAAGAAUUCCUAAGCUAUCUGCAUUCAACUUCGCGGAGAUUGUUAGGAAAAGAAGGAAUACAGAAGAGAACAGUCAGCGUUACUUC
Messenger RNA from Iphiclides podalirius (scarce swallowtail), 1551 nucleotides. The record is from the annotation of a GenBank genome assembly. Lineage: Eukaryota; Metazoa; Arthropoda; Insecta; Lepidoptera; Papilionidae.